UUCAGGAUAACAUGAGGGGCAAAAUUUUGGUUGAAAGAGUAUUUCGUGGGAAGAAUUGCGGAGUGGCGAAUAUCUCCAAAGCUGCAUACAAAACUGACUUCCGUUUGAUACAUAAACAUGAGGAGGCCAAAUAUUUGGAAGCAUAUCAAAGAUGUGUUAACACUUCUCGCGAGCGGAAGAUCUUUCCACGCACUAUGGAGAUGCCUCCUCUUCUUAAGUUUGUAGCAAAAAGGGAAGGACAUGCCUCGGAUGUACUACAGAUUAAAAUGGCUAACAAAAAUAAUAAUAGUCGUGUUGCUGAAGAAGGAGAAGAACCCAAUGUUGAGGUAUCCAUUGGACUAACUACUCACACAGCCCACAGCUGUAUGAAGGUGUAUUUUAAGUGCUUCUUUUCAUAUUGGAAUACUAUUUAAUUUAGAUAUUUUGUAAAAAUAAUGUAGUAUAUGAAUUUUACUAUUGUAUCAAAAC
This is a messenger RNA of Cherax quadricarinatus, 468 nucleotides long. Lineage: Eukaryota; Metazoa; Arthropoda; Malacostraca; Decapoda; Parastacidae. The record is from RefSeq and is a predicted model, not a curated record.